AUGGCAUCCAAAGAGAGUGAAACAAGCAGCAUCAGUAGUAAGAGCUCAUCUUCCAAAACCAGUGACGACAGUCAAGAUGAAGCGACUAGUUCCGAAAACAGCUCUCAAAGCUCUGAAAACACCGAUUCUUCUACGGAAACUUCAAACGCUAGCAUAGAUGAAGAACGAUCGCAGGCAGAAACCCGGUCGUUUAUUGCCCCGGAUGAAGGUCCCGAUACUGCUCUGCCGCGCUCACUGGUCCUUCCAAUAACUCAGAAACCUCCGAUCGCUCCGAAACCUGUAAUAGAUAAGGAACCUCCGACAGCACAACCUUCGACAACUCAGAAACCCCCGAUCGCUCCGAAACCUCCUGUAACAGCUAAAGAACCUCAAACAGUAGUGCUUUCGAUACCGCAGAAUCCCCCAACAGAUCAAGGGCCUUUGGCAAACCAAAAGUCUUUGAAUGAUGGAAGUGUUGUUUCGAGUUCUACGAGUUCUUCCAGUUCUGUAGGCAGUCUUCAUCCUUACGACAAGUGA
Molecule: messenger RNA, 516 nt
Organism: Enterobius vermicularis (human pinworm)
Lineage: Eukaryota; Metazoa; Nematoda; Chromadorea; Rhabditida; Oxyuridae
Source: the annotation of a GenBank genome assembly